This is a messenger RNA of Photinus pyralis (common eastern firefly), 2069 nucleotides long. RefSeq names its product GTP-binding protein 1-like. Gene Ontology annotation, biological process: translational elongation. Gene Ontology annotation, molecular function: translation elongation factor activity; GTP binding; GTPase activity. The record is from RefSeq and is a predicted model, not a curated record. NCBI's taxonomy places the organism in Eukaryota, Metazoa, Arthropoda, Insecta, Coleoptera, Lampyridae. The coding region runs from base 141 to 1889 and encodes 582 amino acids. The transcript is spliced from 9 exons.
CAUUGGAAUCGAGAAAUUGCACAAUGAAUAGAGAACUUUCGUGUUCUAAAUUAUGCUAUAAAAAGCCGCGUUUUCACAAUGGAUUCAAGUUACUCUAGCAAGCCUUAUGAGUGAAACAAGUGAUCUAGUGUUUAAAUAUAAUGAAAAAAGAAAUACAGCGCGAAGAGAUGAUGAAGUCUACUGGCGAAUUGUUUGGAAAAUUGGCGUUGGUUAGUCCAAACCAAAAACUGUACGAGAUGCAGAGAAAAAGUUUGAAACAACAAGUGGAUGAGGGCAGGGGAGAAGCUAUUGUCGAGAUUGGUGAUUUUGUUGACAGUGGUGGAGAAAAGGAAGCGGCAAUUGCAACUUUGCAGUCUCUGGCCGCCAGUUUGGAAUGCAGCUGUGUCUUCUUAAGCGAGCGGAAAGGUCGCCUGCAGUUUCACAUCAGAAGACUAAUGGAUCAAACUGAUUUCAUGGAAGUGCGCGUGGCCGUCGUUGGAAAUGUCGAUGCGGGAAAGUCUACCUUGCUGAGCGUUCUAACUCACGGACAGUUGGACAACGGCAGAGGUCUCGCACGUCAAAAGCUGUUCAGGCACAAACACGAAGCGGAAUCGGGACGGACAAGUUCCGUUGCAAUAGACAUUUUGGGUUUCGACGGUGAGGGAAAUGUUCUAAACCAACUUGAGCAUGGAACUUUGGACACUGCGAAAAUCUGCCAGAGAAGCGCCAAAGUGGUCAAAUUUAUUGAUCUGGCUGGACAUGAACGGUACUUGAAAACUACCGUGGUUGGAAUGACUGGUUAUGCUGCGGAUUUUGUAAUGCUAAUAAUGGGCGCAAAUGCUGGCAUGAUCGGCAUGGCCAAGGAGCACUUGGGACUAGCCUUAGCCCUUUCCGUUCCAAUAUUCGUAGUGGUUACGAAAAUCGACAUGACCCCGCCUAACGUUUUACAAGACAACAUGAAAAUGCUGGGGCGCAUUUUAAAAUCGGCCGGCUGUCGAAAGUUGCCGGUCUCUGUAAAAACACCAGACGAUGUCGUUAUGUGCGCUAGCAACUUUGUCUCCGGCAGGUUAUGCCCAAUAUUUCAAGUUUCAAAUGUUACGGGGGAGAAUUUGGACUUACUAAAAACAUUUCUGAAUCUAUUAAACACCAGGGUUGAAACUAAUUACGAAAAUGAUCCUGCGGAAUUUCAAAUUGACGAAAUCUUCUCAGUUCCAGGCGUGGGCACUGCCGUGGGUGGCACCGCGAUGAAAGGGGUGAUUCGAGUUAAUGACACUUUAGCAUUGGGACCAGAUCCACUAGGUCGUUUUCAAAACGUUUCCGUUAAAAGUAUCCAAAGGAACCGUUUGCCAGUUGAAGAGGUCCGCGCGGGGCAAACUGCAAGUUUCUCUUUGAAGAAGAUCAAAAAAUCGGAACUUCGUAAGGGGAUGGUGAUGGUUUCGCCCACAUUAAGUCCACAGGCAUGUUGGGAGUUUGACAGCGAGAUUUUGGUUUUACAUCACCCAACAACAAUAGGCAUACGUUAUCAAGUGAUGGUGCACUGUGGAAGUAUACGACAAACUGCCAAAAUUGUACACAUGUCGGAAGAGUGUCUUCGGACGGGAGACAAAGCUAUUGUACGUUUCCGUUUCAUUAAGCAACCAGAAUAUAUCGUACCUGGACAGAGAGUAGUUUUUCGCGAGGGUCGCACUAAAGCGGUGGGAAACGUUCUACGCACUAUCACCAUGGCAAAUUCCCCAUUGGACCAAAAUGAAAAAGUUACUGUUCAAAAGGGACCGGAAGGAAAAGAGAAUACUCGUCAGGACAAUAGGGAGCGAACAAAUGGUUAUAAUGGUAAAAACGGAAAGGGACGCCGUUUUCGUACAAAGCUAAAAAAACGUCAGAACAUUGAAUUUGCUCCUGAGGGUAAAUAAUUUCCGAUUCGACGGGACUAUUUUGAUCUUCAACAUACCAGAGCGGUUACUCUAGGGAAGCAAUUAGGGAUCUGCUCUAUAUUAUUGACGAAAAAUCGGAAAUGCGGCCAUUCAGUUGGACAAUUUCAAUAUUUUUAUUGCUAUGUGUUUGUGUAUUUAUUGUUGUUGUAUAAUUUAUAA